CCAAUCAGCAUCAUCUUAGAAGUAGUCCUGUGCAUGAAACUAAACCAUGUAGUGAUGGGCGGGAAGACAGCACAGAACCACAGUCACCUGAAAGUCAAGGCUCAAACAAACCUUUGGGUAAAGAUGGCAUGGAUGGGGAAAAUUUGGGGGAUAAAAGUGAGCAAGACCAGCAGGGUGGUUCUGAUUCUGUGCUGGUUCCCACCAAAGGGCUUGGUACUGAAAAUGUGUCUGAGAGUGGACCAUCUGCUUUAGGUGAUAUAACUGAUGGUUCUGGGACAGACGUAGAUGGUGGAGUGGUUGCAAAUGUUCUUGAAGAACCAGAGAUGAAAUUAGGUGGAGAUGAAUCUCAGAUGAAUGAUCAGGUUGAAGAUGGGACUAAGCAGAAUAUUGAAGAUGGUGAUAAGGGUGUGGGAGUCUUGGGUAAUGAAAGUCAAGCUGAACUUGAGACAAAAUCUCAGUUGAGUGGAGUUGAAUCUGAAAUGGGUGGAGUUGAAUCUGAUUUGCAGUCAAGGGAUGAGGUUAUAGAAGGAACUGAGCAGAAUAAUAAAGAUGGUGAUGAGGGUGUUGGAGUCUUGGGUAAUGAAAGUCAAGCUGAACUUGAGACAAAAUCUCAGUUAAGUGGAGUUGAAUCUGAACUGGGUGGAGUUGAAUCUGAACUGGGUGGAGUUGAAUCUGAUUUGAAGUCAAGGGAUGAGGUUAAAGAAGCAACUGAGCAGAAUAAUAAAGAUGGUGAUAAGGCCGUUAGUGUUUUGAGUAGUGAGGAGAUGCUGUCAGAAACAAGGUCAUCAGUUCCAGUUCUCGAUCUAGAACUGCAGAGUUCAUCCGAUACAAUGCCUAGAGAUGAUUCUGGCAUUUUCUCCCCAGAUGAUGUUGUAAAUCCUCAUACAGGUUUCUCGGGUCAAGUCAAAAUUAUUGAGCCUGACACAGAUGAGGAGGGUGAUGAGUUCUUUGAUGCAGUCAGUACUCCCUCACCCUUUGCUGUGAUUAAAGACAAGACCAAUUAUGAGUUCAAAGAAGGGGAGGUGGAUCUGCAGCCUGGUGCCAGAAAGAAAGCUGAAGGUGAUGAUGUGUCGGAAGAAGCAUCUUGUGAUUCUGACACAGUAGAUGAUGAAUUUGACGAUAGAGUUUGUCACAGUGGGGAUGAACUAGAUGAUAAAGACAUUGGAGUUCAAGACAAGCUGGAAGAUUCUAUAGAGGAGGUUGAAGGAGAUAAUCUAAGGGUGGAUAAGUGUGUUAAUUUAGAAGGUGAAGAUGGGCUGCAGGGAGUUCAGAGUGGUAUUGACAAAAGUAACCAUGUUGAAUCUGAAGAACAAGCAAAGAUAGCUGACAAUGAACAGGUAGAAAGUCGUGUUGCCCAAGACAAGGACACCGCAAAUGAUCCAUCAAAUGUUGAGGCAAAGGAAGGUGAUGAAGGUCAAGCAGCUAGUGAUGAAGAUCAAGCAGCUAUGGAAGAGGACCUGGGGAAGGCAGAAGGUUCUGUAGCACUUGAAAAGGAUAAAGGAAAAGAAAAUGAUCAGGGAAAUGUUCAGGAGAGAGUUGGCGAGAAUGAAAAGGCUGACACAAAGGGUAAUCUAGAUCUGGAGAAGGAAGAAGGUUGUGUCGAUCUGAAGGUUGAUGGAGGAGUUGCUAAGGAAGUGGAUGAAGAAUUUGCCAUCAAGGAUGAUAUUAAUGUAAAGAAUGAGGACAGCAAAGAAGAGGAAGAAAGCCAUUGUGAAAGCCCAGAUACUGAAGAGGAAGAAUUGGAGGAUUUUUCUACAGAUGAAGAUGAGAGAAGUGGGGAAGUUAAUGAAGCUGUAAAGACAGAAAAAUAUCAGGAUGUGGAGACAGAGGUCUGCCCUGAAGAGCAGAUACAGGGCAAUGUUCAGAGAGAUGAAGAGGAUGGGAACAAACAUCAAGAAGGAUUGGAGAAGGAAAAUGUUGACAAGGUUCAGCCAGAAUGCUUAGAGAAAGAUGGUGUUGGAGAGAGCAAGAAGGAUGACAAGGAAGAUAGAGCCGAGGAUGAUGAGUUUACAGAUGUCAAAGAAGAGCAGCUUUCAGAAAGCAGUCAGGUUUUCAGUGAUGAUAUGUCUAUUGAUGCAGGUAGCAAAGAAACUGAGGAAGACAAGGAUGAACAGACAGUAAAUCCUGUAGCAUCUGAUCAGUCUGGUACUGAACCUAAUGCUGAGAAAACAGGAGCUGGUGUUACUGUUGCCACAGAGGAUCAGCGUGUCAGUGUUGGGGUGGAAGGCAUUGCGAUUCCAGCAACACAGGAAGAGGAUCCUGAAGCAUCUAAUCAGUCAGGCACUGAAAUGGAUGCUGAGGUUGGAGGAUCUGAUGUAAGGCAUGUGCUGACACAGAAGAUCAAACUUUUGAGUUGGAAGGUGAUGUCGUUUCAACAAAACAGGAAGAGAGCCAACCUGACACGGCACGGGACGGUGAUUGUGAAGUAAAGAAUCUACAGUGCAGUGAUCAAGAUGAUAAUGAUGUCAAAGAUGCAUUGUCUCUGAAUCCAUUAAACGAUUUGACAAAAGAACCUUCCAAAGAAAACGUUGAUGUAAACAUUGCAAUUCAAAGUGAGGGAACUGAAGAAUCAGAAGAAACUCAUGUAACAGAUGAAAAGGAAGAGUCUACAAGAGAAACAAAUUUGUCAGU
Molecule: messenger RNA, 2631 nt
Organism: Haliotis rubra (blacklip abalone)
Lineage: Eukaryota; Metazoa; Mollusca; Gastropoda; Lepetellida; Haliotidae
Product: eukaryotic translation initiation factor 5B-like
Exons: 1
Coding region: 129-2429 (766 amino acids)
Source: RefSeq, a predicted model, not a curated record